ACAAAAAAGUGGGAACUUUGUAAUGAAUGCGCUACUUAGAAAGACCAACAAUAUAUUCACGUAAUUUAGAGCUCUGCCUUCAAUUAUUUUCUACAAACAUUUGACUAAUUACAGGAGAUAGAAACUUUCGUUCAUGUAAAUUGAAGCGUUCUGAGUUGAUUGUCAAAAAUGGAAUUCGUUGCGUGUGUAAAAUGAUUGACAGAUAUUUAAAGUUAUGCUCCCCUGGUUUGAGGAUUGCACUUAGAGAUAAUAUCAUCGUUCAAUAGGUUACAAAUCGCAUAAAAAAAAAUUACAACAUUCUAUGUAUCUGUUUAUUUUAGAACAUUAGUCCUGAGCAUGUAUCAGUUUGUAGGCCUAUUUAGUAACACACACACACGAAGUCAACUUUUAAUUAGCUGGAGCUUGCGGUGCAUGGAUAAAUAAUUCAAUAAUUCGCACUACGUCAAUCAUAAAUCUGUUUGUUGAAGAGGCCUCUCUGUAGAGAGUUGUGUUUUAUUUUGUUUCGUUUCAAAACGUUUGGAGUCGUUCAGAAAUGAGAGUGGUUUACGUGUCUCACGUUGCCAAGUUUGUCUUAGUAGGUCUCUCGUUUGUCAUGCUCGUGGUACUAACAGCCAAGACCAUCAGCUCCAGAUUGAAUGGCCAGAAGAAAUUAGUAGAGGAAACAUCGUCCUGGGUUUUCAAAUCACAAGAUGGUGGACUAGAGCUACUUCCUGUACAACAAGUGAAAUACGAGGACCUAAAUGUAUUAGCGUAUCGCUCAUUUGACGAGAGCAAGUCACCGUUUAUACUUCCACCUGACAAGGACAUGACUGGAACCGUUUACACCAAACACAAGCCUGCAGGAAGCACAAGGUACAUUAGUAUUGGUUACUUUGACCCCAACAAGGAGCUGAGCUUCUUACAGAAAACUUAUUUUGACGAGUGUGAGUACAACAAAUGUAAAAUGACAAGCGAUGUAGAGUCAGCUGAUGCUGUUAUAUUCCUGGUAGCAAGGCUAACUAGAGUUGGAAUCCCUACAUUUCGCAGAAAGCCUGGACAGAUUUGGAUAAUGAAAACCGACGAGGCCCCUUCAAGGUUUACCUGGUUUGAAAGUUUAAACAGAACUGGACUCAAAGAACACUUUAACUGGACACUGACUCACAAACUGGACAGCGACAUUCCUUUUGUGUACGGCAGACUUAUACGACAAAACCUUACGGAACCAAAAGACUAUGACAAAAUUUACCAAGGCAAGAAUCGAACUGCAGCAUGGUUCGUGAGUCAUUGUAAAGUUAGAUCUGAUAGAAUGAUAUAUGUAGAGAGAAUGCAGAGCAGAACCGAUGUAGAUAUAUUUGGUCUAUGUGGACCAUACACAUGUGGGAUGGCCGAGAAGGUACCCGGUGUCCAAACUAUGAGAAAACAAGCUGACCAACUGCAGUGCUUCCCUUUAUUAUCUCAAUCUUAUAAGUUCUAUUUGGCCUUUGAGAACUCUCUGUGUCAGGAGUACAUCAGUGAAAAAUUCUUCAAGAUGUUUAACAACGUCGAUGUUGUGCCGGUUGUCCGAGGAGGCGCUGACUACAAGAGAUACUUCCCUUCAGACAUGUACGUGGACGCAGCUGAUUUCUCUACCCCUGAAGCUUUAGCGGAUUAUCUUGACGAUCUGGGUAACGACAAAGAGAGAUACAUCUCUUAUCUUAAAAACAAAGACAGGUAUAGGUCAGUGCUAGAGUUCCCCGACUGGCAAUGUCGCCUCUGUGAGAAGUUACACACAGACCAUUCGAUACACACCUACAGCAAUGUCUAUGAGUGGUGGGUGAAAGACUCUUGUCACGAUCCUGUGGAUUCUCAACAAAUGUUUUGGUGACAGUCUAGAUCUAGAUCUAUGCGUUCGUUAUCCAACAACAUCGAUUUAAACUGAUGACCAUUUUGUUUUCAAUGAUUGCACUAUACACGUGUAAGGGUUUAAAAGGAGAUUCCAUGUACAAUUACAGAAUGAAUAGUAGGCCUAGAUCUAAUUGUUAUUUUUAUUAAUUUUAUAUUUAAAAUGUCUGUAUUCCAUUCCUAUUUCAAUACUUUGUGUUUUUCUUAAUUGGCAUUAGAUAUGAUAAAAUAAACCUUUUUGUGAUAUUAAAAUAUGUUCUUAAAAUAUUUUUUUAAAACCAUUAAUCACUGUAUUAUGAUAGAGUUCCUGCAAAAAUUUAAAUAAAAAAACAAUUUUAAAAUAUUUUUUUAAAUACAAUUCUACAAAGUAAAAAAAGAUCAUAAUAUAUUUUCAAUAACAUAGGCUAGUGUCAAAAAGGUGUAGGCCAACAGUUCGAUCCUGGCAGUAGGCCUACGAUUUCGAGCUUUGUAUGAAAAAUGUUAAUGCUUGCCAGAAAUAAAAGAGUGUUCAACAUCA
Molecule: messenger RNA, 2377 nt
Organism: Biomphalaria glabrata
Lineage: Eukaryota; Metazoa; Mollusca; Gastropoda; Planorbidae
Product: alpha-(1,3)-fucosyltransferase C-like
Exons: 10
Coding region: 533-1843 (436 amino acids)
Cellular component (GO): membrane
Molecular function (GO): alpha-(1->3)-fucosyltransferase activity
Source: RefSeq, a predicted model, not a curated record